ACUCUAACUCGUCAGCUCCCAGAGCGCCUGCAUUUUCUUUGGAAGCCGCUUGGAGGUUCAUUAAUAUCAUUAGCAUUUAACCCCCUCCCUCUUCCCAUCUCCUCCCCGCACAUGGCUGACGUCAGACCCCGCCAGGAGUUGGGGGAAAAGCUAAGUGGGCCAGGGACGCCCUAUUCCCCUCCCCGCGGCUGCCUGUCAGAGCGCUUCUGGAGAUAUUACCCGAGCCCCGGCCCGCAGCGACAGGCACAAAGUCACAGGGUAAUGAACUUCGGGGACCCUUCGCCGCGGCGUGCUCGGCUGUCCCCGGAAACUCGGACCUGGCCACCUCUUCCCUUAGAAGAUCUCCCAGCAAUCUAGUCCCCCCUCUCGGCGCCGGGGCUCCGGCAGCGCCGAGCUCCUCUGCCUCGGAGACCGCGGCUGUGAUUUUCGUCUUUCCAGAGAAGAUCCGCGGUCUGUAGAGAUCUGCUCACUGGGCACGCCUGUGCGGAGCGAGAGGUUGGAAACUGAGUAGCAGGAAUGGGGAAGGAGAGGAAUCUUGCCCUUUUUGCUCCGUAGGAAGACCAUUUCCGUGUCUCCGUCUCUGUGCUCCCACAUUCCCCUGGUGCUGUCCUCCCUCUCCAGCCUGCCUGUCCAUCUCUCCAUCCGUCUGUUCCCGCCUGUGUCCACAGCAAGCCGUACUCCCAACAGCUGCGGUUUUGCUAGAGCCGGGAAGAAACUUAAGGAUGCUUCCAUUUCCACUGUGGAACGAAUUCUGAGCGCCGGGAGAGCAGGGCGGCGCGCAACCAAUAGCCACCUGUCCCGCCCGGGAGCCUUGCAGGCUGGAGGGCGGCUGGAGAGCGGCGGCGCCCGGCGGCGACGUGGGCGCUGCGGGCCGGGACUCCGGCGGUGCCCACCAACCGCUGCGCCCCGGGACCGCCAGCAUGAGCAAGCCCGCCGGAUCAACAAGCCGCAUUCUAGACAUCCCCUGUAAAGUGUGUGGUGACCGCAGCUCCGGCAAGCACUACGGGGUCUACGCCUGCGAUGGUUGUUCUGGGUUCUUCAAGAGGAGCAUCCGAAGGAAUCGGACCUAUGUCUGCAAGUCUGGAAACCAGGGAGGAUGCCCGGUAGACAAGACACACAGAAACCAGUGCAGGGCGUGUCGACUGAAGAAGUGUUUGGAAGUCAACAUGAACAAAGAUGCCGUGCAGCACGAGCGGGGCCCUCGGACGUCCACCAUCCGCAAGCAGGUGGCCCUCUACUUCCGUGGGCACAAGGAAGACAACGGGACCGCUACGCACUUCCCCUCGGCGGCACUGCCCGCCCCCGCUUUCUUCACGGCGGUCACUCAGCUGGAGCCGCACAGUCUGGAGUUGGCCGCGGUGUCUGCCACCCCUGAACGGCAGACCCUCGUGAGCCUGGCUCAGCCCACGCCCAAGUAUCCCCACGAAGUGAACGGGACCCCAAUGUAUCUCUAUGAAGUGGCCACUGAGUCGGUGUGUGAAUCAGCUGCCAGGCUUCUCUUUAUGAGCAUCAAGUGGGCCAAGAGUGUACCAGCCUUUUCCACCUUGUCUUUGCAAGACCAGCUGAUGCUUUUGGAAGAUGCUUGGAGAGAACUGUUUGUUCUAGGAAUAGCACAAUGGGCCAUUCCGGUUGAUGCUAACACUCUACUGGCUGUAUCUGGCAUGAAUAGUGACAACACAGACUCCCAGAAGCUGAACAAGAUCAUCUCGGAAAUACAGGCUUUGCAGGAGGUGGUGGCGAGGUUCCGACAGCUCCGGUUAGAUGCCACUGAAUUUGCCUGUCUGAAAUGCAUUGUCACUUUCAAAGCUGUUCCUACACACAGCGGUUCUGAACUGAGAAGUUUCCGGAAUGCCGCGGCCAUUGCAGCUCUCCAGGACGAAGCUCAGCUCACGCUCAACAGCUACAUCCACACCAGAUACCCCACUCAACCCUGCCGCUUUGGGAAACUCCUGCUGCUUUUACCAGCUUUACGUUCAAUUAGCCCGUCCACCAUAGAAGAAGUGUUUUUCAAAAAAACCAUCGGCAACGUGCCGAUUACAAGACUGCUUUCAGAUAUGUACAAAUCCAGCGACAUCUAAGCUCUCCAGCACCCGCUUUCCAAGAUGGGGCAGUAGCAGACGGACUUCUACCAUACAGGACAAGCCUCAACUAACACACCCUCCUGGAAGGAGAAACCUGGGAAUGAAUUGCCUUCAGGAAAAAAUGCCAGUGGACACAAAACAAUAGCUAUGACCCAGGGCUCCACGGAAGCGGGACAGCUGGGGAAGCCAGGUGGUAAACAGUUACUGUUGCUGUGCCCUGGGAUGGGUGAACCGGGGCCACCACAGGCCGAGCCAGCCUUUCUGCCUCUGACCUGGAAGAUCCGGCCGAACUCUUCAAAGUUGAAAGACAAGCCGACCCUCUUUUCCUCUUUAGCACAUCAAGUCAGUUGAUCAACAAUAGCUUUGUGUAACAUCAUACUGCGGCCUUCAGAACUCGGUCGGGUUGGAGCAUUUUACUUUAAAAAUAAUGCUUAGGUUUUAAAUCAAGAGUAUUAUCGAAAGUUUCCCUUCUAUCAUAAUACUUUAUUAAGUGGCCUUCAGAACCAAGUGAGCAAGUGAAAUGUAGCUUAUGCUGUGUGAUCCCCUCCCCCACCCCCUUUUCCGUUCUUUUUUCUUCUUUUCUUGGUACCACACACAGGCCAGGCAAGCUCAUCAAAGGAACUGACCACAAAAAGGAGUUUCUCGCCAAGACUUAGCAUCACAAACCAGAAGAGCUCUCCUGAAAGAACUUCAGACCAGGGAAGACGACUCCAAACAGCCAAACCAAAUAAAGUGGAGCCCGGUGACUGGGUGAGGCUGAUCGCUGUCCCGUCAUCACAGUGCUGAAGCCAAAGGCUGCAGGGUCAGCAAGUCACACCAGACGGUACAUGAACAUGCAAGCCAGAAGGAAUUUCACGGAGAUGCCUGCUAAACAGGUUCCUGAUCAUUCCAGUGCUAACAGCCUGGGAGUCUUGAAUGCCUUUCAGAAAACUCUGGUUUCUAAUAAAGCCUCGAAUGCAUACACACACACACACACACACACACACACACACACACACACACACCCCACAUCACCCUACACUCUAAGCUGCUCCUUGGGUAUGAAUCUAUACUAUGGAAAUGUAGGAACAAACAUUUUUAAAUAGCUGCUGUACUUUUCACAUUUUGACUUAUUAGGUACUAGCACUGAGGGAGAGAGAUUCAGCACUUGGACUAGCAUAGGAUGAAUCAAACUUCUCUUGUACAAAGUGAAUUAACUGAUUUGUGAAGUUAAAAGGCUGUACUCAUUGUAUUUACAAAGAAUAAAAAUAUAUUGAAUUUAAGUAAA
This is a messenger RNA of Peromyscus californicus insignis, 3348 nucleotides long. It is a transcript of the gene Nr2e1, whose product is annotated as nuclear receptor subfamily 2 group E member 1. The record is from RefSeq and is a predicted model, not a curated record. Gene Ontology annotation, molecular function: nuclear receptor activity; RNA polymerase II cis-regulatory region sequence-specific DNA binding; zinc ion binding. The coding region runs from base 921 to 2078 and encodes 385 amino acids. Gene Ontology annotation, biological process: cell differentiation; negative regulation of transcription by RNA polymerase II; anatomical structure development. The transcript has 9 exons. NCBI's taxonomy places the organism in Eukaryota, Metazoa, Chordata, Mammalia, Rodentia, Cricetidae.